Messenger RNA from Colletotrichum higginsianum IMI 349063, 471 nucleotides. RefSeq lists its product as uncharacterized. NCBI's taxonomy places the organism in Eukaryota, Fungi, Ascomycota, Sordariomycetes, Glomerellales, Glomerellaceae. The coding region runs from base 1 to 471 and encodes 156 amino acids. The record is from RefSeq and is a predicted model, not a curated record. The transcript has a single exon.
AUGUCAUGGCAGCCGCGCUUGAUCUCGACCACCAUCAACGACUCAACACCCCUCCGCCUCAUCCAACGUUUGCUGUUCAAGCUGAAUGCAGGUACCGCCUACAUGACAGGCAAGACACAGCCCUCCCAUCUGGUACCAUCUCCCCCCAACGGGUACCAUACCUGCCGGGGCGGCCUGGCUUUGCAUAACCGCGAUGUGGAGGUUGCCCAGCCGCAGCCGCCCGGCGAGAUGCUGCACUCUCGACCGGAAGCAGCAGCGAGGGGAGCCCCCCGCCGCCCCGCGAUGGCCGACGUCAACCCGCCACGGAAUGAGGGAAAAGAUCUCGCCCCCUCGGCGGCCGCGAGCCUUGUCUCAGUUGCAUCAUCCGAAAGACCGAGACCCUCUCCCGAGAGACGCGCAGCUCUGUCCUCGCAACCUCGAAAUCCUAAGACACUGUCAGGGUCUUGCGCCUCUGCCCAAAAUAUUGAGUAA